CCAACUCGACAACAACAACCUCAACCACAACCGCAACCAACUCGACAACAACCUCGACCACCACCACAACAACAACCAACUCAACAGCAACCAAUUCGACAACCAACUCGACAACCAACUCAACAGCAACCAAUUCGACAACCAACUCGGCAACCAAUUCGACAACCAACUCGACAACCAACUCAACAACCACCACAAGAACAUCCAACUCAAACUCGACAACAACCAACUCGACAACCGACUCGACCUCCACAGACCCAACCAUCAAUACCGCCUCG
This is a messenger RNA of Racocetra persica, 278 nucleotides long. NCBI's taxonomy places the organism in Eukaryota, Fungi, Glomeromycota, Glomeromycetes, Diversisporales, Gigasporaceae. The record is from the annotation of a GenBank genome assembly.